This is a messenger RNA of Pipistrellus nathusii (Nathusius's pipistrelle), 1272 nucleotides long. Lineage: Eukaryota; Metazoa; Chordata; Mammalia; Chiroptera; Vespertilionidae. The record is from the annotation of a GenBank genome assembly.
AUGUACCCCAACCCUCUCAUCUACUGCACCUGCUGGGACCCCUGGAACUUGGGGCCACGGAAGCUAAUCAAGACCCCUCAGCCACCAAGAAAGACCUGCACACAGAAGACCAAGCUAGCUCCUCUUCCUCCGGCUUCAAAAAAACAAAAUUAUGUCCAACCACCAAAAAAACCUGCUGUCCCCCCAAAAGUGAAAACCCGUUUAGGAAAAAAAGAGGAGAGCACUACUUUACCUUCUGAAGUGAUCAACGUGAGCCCUGGCUAUCGCCUCUUUCGAAAUAGGGAGCAGAUUUCCGUCACCUUGGGAGAUGAGAUGUUUGGUAGGAAAAAUCAUUUGAAAUCGGAGAUUAUGGACAAAAUCAGCACUCGCAGGACUGAUAUCAUUACUGACCUAGAAGAGCAGAUCUCAGAUCUGACGAUGAUAAUAGAGCAAAUGAACAGAGACCACCAGUCCUCCGAAACAAAGCUCUCCAAUGAAAUGGAAAAGCGCUGUGCUGAGAUGAAGCAGGACUUUGAAAACAAGAGCAGGGAGCUCAAAAAGGCUCAUGCAGCAGAGCUCAGUGAGUUGGAGAACAACUACAAAGCAGCCUUAAAGGAAGAGAAGUUGGCUUCCCAAGAAAAACUAGAGGAGAUGGGAAAGGAAUACAAGUAUUUGAAGAAUAUGUUUUAUAUGUAUCAGGACAGCCUUUAUGAUGAAAUGGAAGAUAAGUGGACAAAGAAGGCGGCAGAAUGGGAGAAGAAUGAGAAGUUGGAACGGGAAAAGAUCCUGCUACAGCAAAAAAAUAAGAUGACAAAAAAGUUUGAGUUAGAGACGGAAGAAGAAAAGAAAAAAUUAAGUGACUCCUACAGUGUUAUCCUUGAGAACUUCACUCGAGAGAAGGAGGAGCUCUUGAUACAACAUGAAAACAACACCUCGCAAUUACAGGAGCUAAAAAAGGCCAAAGAGGUCAUAGAGGAAGAGUUGCAUGCACAAGCUGUUAUCCUAGAAUCACUGAACACCACCCUCUACCAAACCCAGAUGGAACUCCAGAAGGAGAAAUCUGCGGUGGCAAGUCUGGAGAAAACAUUCCAGUCCAAGCUUGCUGAAGCUGAAGAGAAGUUUAAAUUCACUAUACAGCUCCUGAGAGAAGAAAACAUUCAUUUGAGGCAAAAGAUAAAUGCCAAGAAUGGAGGAACUUAUGAAGAAAGAUCUAGAAGGUCAGCCUGUAUUACUAUUUAUGAGGAUGAUUCUGAGACUUCAGAAGAUGGUAGCAAGAAAAGACAUGAAUUAUGA